This is a messenger RNA of Anneissia japonica, 5336 nucleotides long. RefSeq names its product RNA polymerase II degradation factor 1-like. Bases 138 to 3836 code for a protein of 1232 amino acids. The transcript has 9 exons. The record is from RefSeq and is a predicted model, not a curated record. Lineage: Eukaryota; Metazoa; Echinodermata; Crinoidea; Comatulida; Comatulidae.
GUCUGGGUGCUAAUUCAAGCGAGUACGGUAUGUGAAUUUCAAAAUUAAUUUAUGUAAUUCUCCUCUAUUUUGUUCGAAGGAAUAACGAAGGGGAGCCCAGCAAGCUUGCUCUAUCCGGAUCCUCUUCCACCGGUAAAAUGAACGUGUUCCAGAAGGUUUUCCAGUCGGAACCUAAAAAUGCCUUGUCGUCACUACUCAGUUCUGGGAUGCAUCUAGAUGGUGGGCAAGCAUUUCCAGUGUACCAGGAUUCUGGAAAUGGUUUCCCAGGCAAAGACUCUGAUAAACCCAUGAAGGAUUCCACCGAGAAUUCACAAGGCAGGAGCAUGGGCACUAGAGGAGACAGCUCCAACGCAAGCCCUGAUACAAAUGCUUGUGAAAACAAUCAAAAACAUGUCCUCUUGCAUAAAUUAUUACAGGAUGAAGUAACACCAGAUGAUGUAGCUAUAGAUUCAUGUAAACCUUCAAGUUUAUCUACCAACCAGAGCAGGAUGCAACUAAAAGAGGAUGAGAAGCUGCAGUUGGAGGCAAGUGAGAACCAACUCUUAGCCAAGUUGUUGGAUGGGGAUCGCACAAAAUGCUUUGGAAGUGGAAAGCUUCCUGUUAAUCAGAAAGGUUUUGUAGCCAGUAGUAUUGUGUCAACAUCCAGCUCUGUUAUAGAGCGCACUAAGAGUGAAUCGUCAGACACAGAAGAAAAUGGUAAAGCACAGAAAAAGAAGAAUGUUCUUCUUCAAAGACUUCUAAUGGAAACUGAUGCAAACGACAAUGGAGAGAAUGUCAGUAAAGAAAGCUUGACAACUAGUCCAACAGUGUCCACGACAACAACACCUGGGCAGGUUCCGCAACCAUUUGAUUUAGACUUUAUCUCAAAUCCGACUGAUGAAGCUGAACAUCAUGCGAUCGUUCAGAAGUUGAUAGAAGCUGCCAGCAGUCUUUCCAACGACCUUAUCUCCAAUCAAUCAAAUUUGAUAAGCGAUGUCCUCAAAGAAUUUAAUGAAGCAGAACUUUUACCGCCUGCAGAUAGUACAAUACCGGUUCCUAAUUUGAAUAUCAAGACUCAGGGGCAAUUUCCAGGUGGGAUGCCACAACAGACUUCACUGAACCGUGUAGCGCCACAGCCAAAGAAGGCGGACAGUCCCCAGAGACUGCCUAGCUCUGGCCCUAAACAAAAGACAUCAACUGAGAACAAGAAAAACAAUGGCUCAAAAUCCCCAUCAUCGUUUAAAAAAUCAGGUGCCAACCGAAAUAACAGAACGCCCCCGUCAACAAGCAUGAACCAACCGUGGCAACCAGGAAUGGUUGGAAAUAACAGUGUACCGCCACAUAAUGUCGGAGUUGUUCCACCAAACCAAGUGGCACCACUACGAGGCCCAGUACCAAUGCAAGUCAACAAUAAUUACUCAAUGAAUGCGAACAUGGGAAUGUCGCAGAACAACACCGGUAAUAACACAAUGCCUGACGAUGAUGUUUUCAUGCAGCACCUCGAAAGAAUAAUAAGUAAUGAUAUGUCAUUCAAUGAAGAUAUAUCAACUGCUCUCCGUAUAGACAAUAUAGUGAGCACGCCGCCAAACGACGGCAGCGAUGUGCUCUCAAUUUUCCCAGCUGACCAGAAUAGUCCUCAGGUAACGCAGUCCCCGAACAACGGUGUGCAUCCGAAUAACAUGGGGUACGGUGUACAACAACAGCAACAGGGACAACAGCAAAUGCCAAACAUGUUGUCACCCCAGAAUAGUGGUCAUAUGAUGGGACCAAGGUUUCCAACCUCACAAACAUCCCAGGGACAGAUGAUGAAUGCAAUGCAACCUAGACCUGCUAAUUUGCAGAAACAAAUGUCACUGCCCUCUACUGGUAAUGGAAUGCGCACUGGUGACAUGUUCAACAAACCAACGCAGCAAAUCCGCCAAAACAUUCUACGCAAGCAGACCAAACAACAACAGCAACAUCAGCAACAACAGCAGCAGCAGCAGCAACAGCAGCAGCAUCAGCAACAGCAUCAGCAACAGCAGCAGCAGUGGGCAUUGCAACAGCAACGGCAGCAGCAGCAACAACAACAACUGAUGAGGCAGCAGCAAAUGGCAGGCCAGAUGCAAGGGAUGACACCACAUCUGCGCAGGGUACAGCAAGAGAAACUUCAAAUGCUACACCAUCAGCAAUCAUUCCAGAGGUUUACUGUACCACAGACUGAUGGAAUGUUCCCAGGAAUGGACACACACAACUACACCGAAAAACUUGGAGAUAUGCUUAGUCCCUCGGCAAGUGCGGCUCCUAAUGUUAGCAUACAGAAAUCAGGAUUCGGGGGACCUCAAGCAAUGCCAGGUCGGUCCAUGCCAUCAGCAAAUCAAAUUAACUCAAUGAUGUCAGGUGGACAAAUGGGAGUCAGAGGUCAAGGAGGAAUGAGCAAUCAAAUGUUUCCGCAAGCUAACAGGACGGGAGAUUUUGGAUUGCCGCCGUUUAAUCAGAUGAUGAAUUCAAACCAGUAUGGCGGCAAUAUGGGACCUAAUCCAAAUUCAUUCCCAUACCAGGAACAAAUUGGAGUGAAUAUGCCAUACGGAAAUCCAAAUUCUAUGAACAAUCGCAUGCAAGGAAAUCAUAAUAUGAUGGGUGCCAUGCAAAACCCGCAACAUGCCGGAAUGCAGCAUCCACAGCAUGCCGGAAUGCAGAACCCAAGUGUUAUGCCAAAUGCAGGUGGUAUGUCAAAUGCAGGUGGUUUAUCAAAUUCUAGUAUGCAAACGCUAGGUGGAAUGCCAAACUCAGGUGGCAUGCCAAACACUGCAGGCAUGCAGACGCCUGGUGGUAUGCAGGCUCCAGGUGGGAUGCCGAUUCCCGGAAGUAUGCAGUCGCAGGGUGUAAUGCAACCAGGUGUUGGAAUGCAAAGUGGGGGAGGCAUACAAUCCCGGGCAUCAAUGGCCCCAACGACGGGGCUUAACCCAAACAUUCCACCUUCAAAUAUGGGACAGAAUCCAGGUGUAAAUCCUGCUAUGAAUAUGUCAGGAAUGCCAAAUACGGGCAUGCCCACUAAUCAGUACAUGAGCAGCAACUCAAAUUUUUCAAACUUCCGUGGUCCGAACCCAAAUUCAAUGGUUACACAAAACCAGAAUCAAAUGCGAAUGCAAGGCCAGAUGGGCACUGCCGGAAUGAGCGGUAUGAGCGGUGCUAGCGGAAUGGGUGAUGCAAUGAAUCAGAUGAGGUGGAACCAAUCAAGUUCAGUCAGUCAAAUGCCGUCAAGCAUGUUCUCAGGACCUAUGGCUACGCAAGCAUCCUCAUCAGAUAUGUACGGUGGUAUGAACUCUGGUCCCAUGGACCGAAUGAUCCCUCGAAGGAAUAGCAACGAAACUCUAAGCAAUCAGAUGCCACAAGUAGGAAGCUCAAUCAUGAACCCUAUGAAUGCCAACCAGAAUAAAAAUCCAAAUUCGUCCAACUUCAAUAUUGGUGCUGCCCCGGCCCCAGCGAUGGAUGAUGAUCAACUGAACAUGACAAUCAACUUUCUACAGCAAGAAAUUCAACAAUCAAAUGGCAAACCCUGCAAUUCUAACACACCAACUACUCCAGGCAAUGAGCAGGGAUCAGUCCCACUAGAAACACAACGUCGUGAGGAGGCUAAACAGCGAUACUACAACUUUUACAAUAUGUCGGAUGCCAGGCAGGCACCAGAUGCAAGAACGAGGGUGACAAACCUCUUUAAAAACCAAUUACAAGGAAUCCGACCGGCAGAAAACCAGUUGCAAAACAUGAAGAAUGCUCACCAAGGAUCCCUAGAAAGACAGCAAUCACAGAAUGAAUCUCACGAGUCUACAGGUAGCAAUAGCUUAUUACAGAAACUUUUACAAGAUUCAGGCUAACAACCCUGAUGAGAAUUACUUCUCAUGCAUCAGUAUCUAUCAUGAAGAAACCAAACUAAACGUGGGCACUUGUUGAACACGGAAUGUGAAGGGGUGAUACAGACACUGAAUUUGAUCACAUUGGUAGAGUAUUUCUGUUAGCCCAUACAUGUGCCCCAGCCUGAUUUAGUAAUGCGUAAGGAACCGGGGUGAUCAGUGGUGGUGCUGAUAUGUUGUGCUUGAUAUUUGAAGAUACAUCUGAGCGUGUGCAGAUUGUGCUUAUCUGGCUCAUUAGCAGACAUCCACUUUCAGCUCAUCAUAUGAUUUAAUUUUCUACUAAAGUUAAUUAGGAUUUAAAUGGUGAUAAAAUGAACAAUUAUUUUAGAUUUAUAAGCUGUUGGGUAUGCUACCUUGUACCCAGUUAUUGGAUACCAGUAACAUCAUAUAUACACAGUGACUCCUAAAGUGGUAUCAACAAUCGUAUUACAAUAUUGUAUAUCAGGGGCGGGGAAACAAACUUCUUCUCAGCACACUGGGUCCCAUGAUGAUGGGGUAUACUGGUGUUACAGUGCAUUUGUACCUUAAUGACCUACCUCAGGGCUGAUCAAGGGGGUUAGUCAGUCAAGACACCUGCAUUCUGUAAUCAUUUUCUGCAUCAUGUGAAUGAAACAUGGACAGAUAUUGCAUUGAAUACAGGCACAAGAUAUAUUGUACAGUUGACUGUUUACAUAUCCUAGCAAAGCGGUGCAUAAGACCAUUUUACAGAGAACAUUUAUACAAGGAUUUUUAUCUGUGCAGUUAAAAGUUCUUGAUUAAUAAUCACAGAAAACAUUUAGGAUUGUUGGUGUAAGUUCAGAAUCAACAUAGCGAUAAAUAGUAAAUUUCUGUUGCUUUGCUCACCUUGUUAAGAUAAGAUCUGAAGUUUUAUUUUAGAAUUUGGGUUAAGUUGUACUGUAAGUAAUGAGGUAUGUUAUACUUAUUAGCAUCCGUCUUGGAGUGUCAAAGGCUACGUCUUAUUAAUAGUACAUAGAUAUAUUCCCCUCUUCUGUGUAUACUUCAUGUAUUGCGUUGUUAGGUGAGGUACUGUGUAUGUAUUGUAGGAUGAAAAGAAGAAGUUGAUUCAGCUGAUUUUAAAUAUGAACAGGGUAUUCAUUGGGGUUAUUAUAACAAGCUGUGGGGGAGGGGAUGUUGAUUUCAAUCAGGGAAGGGGAAAGGAGUUUGUAUUAUGUGCCAAUGUGUAUAUAACAGGUUUUAUUACAGCAGAAUGGUGACUGUAUGAUAGAAAAUGUUAUUAAAAUGAAGUUCUAUGACAGCAGAGGCCAGUUGUGUGUGUCGGUGUGUUUCUAUGCGUGUAUCCGUGUUUGUGAAGUGUGUGAAUGAUGGUGUGAUUGCUGUUAAUCAAAGAUCUUAUAAACACAAGAUAGCGUUCUCCGCGAUUUACGCGUGCAAAUUCUGUAAUAAGGCAUGAAUGGCGCCCUCUUGCUAAAAAGGAAACUUUUGACCUUUGACCGCUAUGACCAU